UGCCGCGGUGGCCCGGCGAGCGUGCGUGCGUGCGUGCGUGUGUGUGUGUGUGCCGCGGUGCCGGGGUGCCGCCAUGCCCCGCUGCUUCAUGGCCAAGAAGGCGGGGGGGCGCCCCUCCCCCUACCCCGCCCCGCCCCGGGACAGGUCGCCCCCCCCGGAGGGACCCCGCGGCGCAUGGACCCCGCGCUCACCCACGGCGGGGGAGACGGCCCCCUCCCCCCCGCCCCCCCACGCCACCUCCGCCCCCCACCACCACCCCUACCCCCUUGACCUGCACGUGCCCCCGCCCCCCCCGCACUACUACCCCGCCCCGCCCAUAGACCUGGGGCGGCCGGGGCAGGGGGGCGGCUACCCCAUGUACCCCGCAGGGCCACACGACCCCCGCCCCCGCGCCAGGGCGGAGGGGGGGGCGGAGCGCGUGGUGGAGGUGCACAUCCCCGAGGUGACGCGCCCCGACCCCCAGCGGCCCCCGCACCCCCACGGCCAGUACCAGCACCCCCCCGUCACCCUGCUGUACGGCGGCUACAUGGCGGACCCCCGCGGCUACAGCCCCCCUGGCCCCGUGGCGCUGCCCCUCACGCCCUCGCCGGACCACGGGCGCGCUCUCACCCCCCCGGAGGGCCUGGGGGGGCUGGUGUCCCUGGCGCCGCUGUGCCCGCAGUACGAGGCGCGCGGCGAGCCCCCCGAGGAGCCCAUCAACCUGACGACGCGGCAGCCGGCGGCGGCGGCGGCGGCAUCGUUGUACGAGCGGCCGCCGGAGGACCUGAGCACGGCGCACGCCAUCCUGGACCUGUCCACGGCGCGCGUGGCGGAGUACUCGCCGCCGCACACGCCGCCCUCCCCCCACGCCCACCUGGACUACCCGCCGCCCCAUGCCCUGCCGCCCCACCCCCCGCACCUCCCGGCGCACCCCGCCGCCGCCGCCGCCGCCGCGCCCCCGCCCGCCGGCCCGCCGCCCUACCCCCUGCAGGGCGGCGAGCCCCCGCGGCUGGAGCGGCCGCCGGAGAGCGCCUCGCCCAAGGCGUGCACGGUGGCCUACACGUACGAGGCGUUCUUCGUCAGCGACGGCCGGUCCAAGCGGCGCGUCACGGAGGCGCCGGAGAAGCCGCGCUACACGUGCUCGGAGUGCGGCAAGCACUACGCCACCUCGUCCAACCUGUCCCGCCACAAGCAGACGCACCGCGACCUGGACUCGGGCAGCGCGCGCCGCUGCCACGUGUGCGGCAAGGCGUACGUCAGCAUGCCCGCGCUGGCCAUGCACGUGCUGACGCACAGCCUGACGCACCGCUGCGGCGUCUGCGGCAAGGCCUUCUCGCGGCCCUGGCUGCUGCAGGGACACAUGCGCUCUCACACGGGGGAGAAGCCGUUCGGCUGCGCGCACUGCGGCAAGUCCUUCGCCGACCGCUCCAACCUGCGCGCGCACAUGCAGACCCACUCCCAGCUCAAGAACUUCAGGUGCAAACGCUGCAACAAGUCCUUCGCCCUCAAGUCGUACCUCAACAAGCACUACGAGUCGGCGUGCUUCAAGGACAUGCCGCUGCCGCCCUCGUCGCCGGAGCCCCAGGAGGGGGAGGCCAGUUAGUACCCCCUCCCCCGGGCCCGCCUGUACCGUACAAACCCGCCGUCCCGCACCACCACCACCGGCGCCGCCGCCGCCGCCGCCGCGCGCCGCCUCCGCCAGCCAGCGCCGCGCCGUGUCGCCGCGCCGACGCUGUCCUCAAGAUUCUCCGCCGAGAGCCUGGCGGCGCGAGGGGCCGGGGGGCGCCGCCCCCGCCGCCGCCCGUUGUUAGUCUGUUUGUUGCCGUUACUCUUCUGUUCACGUUCCGGCGGCGGCGCAGCGCGACUCUCCGCCGCCGCCGCCGCCGCCGAGUUUCACAUACAACGAACCCUCAACGAUCGCCGCCGCCGCCGCCGCCACGCCGCCGCCCGCCGCCGGCGCCGCCCGCAGCCGCAGGCCGCGGCGCGCCGCCCCCCCCGCGGCGGGCGGCACUAGUCUCGUAGGGCAGCUUGGGCCACGCCGGCGCAGCUUAAGUAUUUUCAGACUUACUCCGCCAAAGGGUAGGAUAUAUUUGAUCAUCGUAGUGAGACGCUUCCCAGGUUACUCCUCUUGUGUUAUCAUGAUUUGGCGCCAAGGGAACGCGCUGAGGGGGCGAGGCUCCCCCCACCCCCCAACACGGGUCAUGUGUGUGUGUGUGUGUGUGUGUGUGUGUGUGUGUGUGUGUGUAGGGGCGCGGUCCAGGUGCACAGAGGGCUCGCCGCCCCCCCUGACCCAGCCCUCCCGUAUCACUUGGCGGCUGACACCCCCCAACACAUAACACCCCUCCCCGGUCCCCCCACCCUCCCCUUCAUCCAUAAGACCUCAGCACACAGAUCUCAACACGUCGCCCAUUAUCUUAAGGGGCCGCCCACUACCCUCCUCGUGGCCAUCUCCCCACACCCUUAUUUCCUGCAGCUUAAAUGACCAACGCUAAACUAAUACCCUUAAACCCAUUACAACCAUUACCUAUUACGCCCAUUAACUUAACCCAUUAUCCCCUUAUGCCUCUAAAAACCCAUGUACCUUAUCCCUAAAACCCCUUAAAACCAUUAUCUAAGGGAAAUCACUUCUCUUGAACCCACAGAAAUUACACAGUAGACAUACCUAAAACUUCAAUGACCAGAAACACCCCCCUUAAAAUACUCCCCCACACCCCUUUACGCCCUUAUACCUCUUAAAAUCCAUUCCAACCCCUACCAUUAUCUAAGGGAACUCAUUUUUCUUGAACACUGAGAAAUUACACAGUACACAUACCCGAAAUUCCAAUGACCAAACAUACCCCCCCCUUAAAAUCCCUCCCCUUUACGCCCAUUAAGGGAGCCUCGCCGACCCCCUUAGCCUGUCCCCUGUGGCAAAGUUUAAGUGUGCUCUUAGAUGAGUAGACUAGCGGCCAAAGACUUAACUAGCAAUAUUUAGAAGAUAGGCAUUAGGUUUAAGAUAGUGAUGACGACGCUGAGGUAGUGAUGAGGGGUGUGGUGAAUGGGGGGGCGUAGAGGGGCGAUUUUUCACUUAUUGGAGGGGGGCUGUGGUGGUGAUGAUGGUGAUGGUGAUGAUGGUGAUGAAAAAUGGUAUUGAAAAGAAAGAUGAUGAAAAAUUGAUGAUGAAAUAUUGAUGAUGAAAUUUGGUGAUGAAAUUUGGUGAUGAAAAAAAUAAGAUAAUGAUGAGAAAUAAUAGUUUUUUUUUGUCUAUCUUUUUUCUCUCUAUCUUUCUCUCUAUCUUUUUAUUUUUUUUCAUUUUUCUUCCUCGUUUUCUUUCUUUUCUUCUUUCUUUCCCAUUUUCUUGUUUUUGUUUUCUUUUCUCAAUGUCUUUUUUUCUUCUGUUUUCUUUAUUUUCUUCUUUCUAUUUUCUUUUUCUUCUCCUUCUUUUCUUUCUUUCCUUUCUUUCUUUCUUUCUGUCUGUCUCUGUCUAUGUGCGUGUGUCCGUGUGUACGUUUCUUCACCACACACACACACACACACACACACACACACACACACACACACACACAUUCAAAUUGGAUCAUUAAAUCUUGACAAGACGAAUGUGACAAU
Molecule: messenger RNA, 3567 nt
Organism: Eriocheir sinensis (Chinese mitten crab)
Lineage: Eukaryota; Metazoa; Arthropoda; Malacostraca; Decapoda; Varunidae
Exons: 2
Coding region: 74-1582 (502 amino acids)
Biological process (GO): regulation of DNA-templated transcription
Molecular function (GO): RNA polymerase II cis-regulatory region sequence-specific DNA binding; DNA-binding transcription factor activity, RNA polymerase II-specific
Source: RefSeq, a predicted model, not a curated record